GCAUGAGAGGCGCGCAUGCGCAUUAGUAUCAGCCCCGCCAGGUCGUCCGCUCCCCACCUUCAGCAGCGCCCCCUUUUGUGGGCACGACGCCGCUUCCGGUUUGGCGCCGGUGAUUUCCCGCGCCUGCGCAGGUGGGCAGAGCCUGGGCGGGAGUUGGGUCGGCGCCGUCGCCGCCCUCCCUCGCUGUCAGCGUCGGGGACAAUGGAAGGCAGCACGGCGGCCGCCAGAGUCCCUCGGUCGGCCCCCCACCCGCUCUCCAAGGACGUGCUGGGCUUCGCCGACGACGAGGAGGAGGACGACGACGACCUGGAGGUGUUCAGUAAGGAUGCUACUUUCACUGAUGCCAGUUCUUUCAAUAUCUCCAUGCCAACUUCACCUUCCUCCAUGAUUAAUCAACUCACUUUGGAAGAUGAACCAGACAACAGAGAUCUUUUUAUCACAGUUGAUGAUCCAGAACAUCAUGCCACGGCACUUGAAAACUUUUUUACUUAUAGAAUUAUUACAAAGACUACACGCAGUGAAUUUGACUCCAGUGAGUACGAGGUCCGUAGACGUUAUCAAGAUUUCUUUUGGCUAAAAGGCCAACUUGAACAAGCUCAUUCUACUUUGAUUCUUCCUCCAUUGCCAGAGAAAUUUGCAAUAAGAGGGAUGGUGGAACGAUUUAAUGAAGAUUUCAUAGAAACGCGCCGGAAGGCACUACAUAAAUUUUUAAACAGAAUUGCUGACCAUCCUACACUGUCUUUUAAUGAGGACUUCAAAAUAUUUCUAACUGUUCAGGACCUGGCAUCUCAUAAGAAAGUUGGUUCAGCAUUCAUCAGUAAAAUGGAAGAAACAGUUCGGGCUGUUGCUAGCUCAGUUAAGAGUGUUAAGAAUAGGCCUGAUGAAUUCACAGCAAUGUGUGAGUAUGUUGACAUUUUCCAUCAGAAAAUGGGAAGAUUGGAUAGAAUCAACCAAAGAAUUUUAAAGGAAUGGAGAGAACAUUCAGUUGCUUUGAAGGAAUAUAGUCCAGUUUAUACUCUGUGGUCUGGAUCUGAAAAUGAGCUGGCUGAACCUCUGACUGGAAUAGCUAGUUCCAUUGACAGCUGUUGCAAGGCCACUGAAGGACUUACAGUGGGCCUCUCAGAGGAUCUGCUUCCUGCCUUGCAUGAAUAUGUUUUAUCUGCUGAAACUCUGAAGUCAGUAUUGAAGAGAAGGGAUCUAAUUCAGGCAGAUUAUGAUUCUCGAAUUGAUGCCUUGGCUAAUAGGAAAGCUGAGAGAGAAAUGUUGGAGCACUCGGAUCUAAGCUUUACAUUUGGUGCCUUCCUGGGUAAGAGCAUGGAGGAAAUGAAACAACAAAAGCAACAGAAAAUUGACCGUGAAAUUGAAGAGCUUCAGGCAGAAGUUGCCCAUCUUGAGGAUAAAGUAGAAUAUGCAAACAGCAAUUUGAAAGCAGAUUGGAAAAGGUGGUGUUUGAACAUGCGGAGUGACAUGAAAUCAGCUUUUUGCAACAUGGCUGAAAAUAAUAUUCAUUACUUUGAGGAGUGUUUAGCUACAUGGGAGUCUUUUCUGGCCAUGCAACAGACUGAGAUGAAGAUGGACGAAAAUAGUAAAAACAGCGGAUAGAAACAAAGCUGGAUUUUGUUUCAUGCACUUACAGCUUUCUCUGACCAAAAAUGCUGUGUGUAUUUAUAGAAAAAUACUGGGAUCUGGUUAGAUCCUUUUAACCUUCCAAUGCAAGAAUGUUACUCAGUUUGUGAUUUUUAAUUAUUUUGAUGACUUGAACAUUCUGCAGCCCGAAGAUUAAGCAGAUCAAUGAAAUUAUCAAACUUAAACCUCAGGUCAUGCUCAGUUAAUGCCUUUGCAAAAUUAGCUCUGUGCAGAUGGAUGGUUUUUGUGAUCAAUUAUCACAAAAUGGAAAAUGUUUUCUGAAAUGAAUUUAACUGCUUUAAGUGAAUCAUGUCUUAGUAGAAUUACAAUCACACAAUGCAUUUUUUUCCAUACUUUCUCUGGUUGGGGAUUUCAGUAGAUGAUUUUUGGGUACCAGUAGCUGGCUUUCGUAUCAGUAUAAUUAACAGGUCAAUAAGUUAUAUUUUGAGGUUUAUUAUUAUUCUAUUGGUGGGUUAUGUAUGGGAUAAUUUUGAUCUCUGAUAGCCCAAAGCAGGGACUAAGUGGCAGACAUUUUAAACCUGAUCCAUUUUUCUUCCCCCACCUCCCCCUACCUAUUUCUGUUAUCUACAUCUCUAUUUUGUAAUAAUGUCAAAGACCAAUUUCGCUCCCAAUUUUUUUAAUGUGGUAAUGUUCUCUAAUUAGUAUUGUAGCCAUCUUGUUACAGCCCAAUUUUACUCAUGCUGGGAUGCAGCAAGAUUGACAUUGCAAGCAAUUAAAAUACAGGCAGAAAAUUCCUUACUGACUAUUCGAUCAAUACCCAGCAAUUUUAUUUCAAAUAUGGUGAUAUGUCCUGGGGUUAAAAUAGUUUUGGCCUCUUGCUGGUACCCCAUGCAAGCAUGUUCAUCUGGUUCCUAACACGACAAACAUCCCAUGUUAAAAUCAGAAGUAAUCAUUUUCUUUUGUCUCAUGAGAUUUAACUAUUGUAAUUCAUCAAAGUUUAACUAUGCUAUUUUAUGAUAACAUUAGAUUUUCCUGUCUCAUGAUCAUGUUUUUAAGACAGGUAUUAUAUACCAUAUCAUUUAAAAACUGCAGUGUUCUAUUUUCAUUUUGUAUAUUGUAUCAAACGUAUAAUACUUUGAAAGUGCACAUUUUAUGCAAAUAUAAUUUUUGUGGAAGCUAGAUAUUUGAUCUUGUUAAAAGAAAUUGUUGUAUUUUAUCCCCACUUUAUCUGUGACAGAAUGUGCCUUUAAGGGUUAUAUGCAUUAUCUGAGGAUAAAUGUAUUAUCUCCUCCAUAAUUAAGCCAUUGGUAAGAAAGGUAUUAUUUAGACUUUUGAAGAACAUUACUUCAGAGUUUGUAAUGAAAGUUUGGACUUGAUGUAUAUGCUUGUCCAUUGUUUCUUUGAAAUGAAACUAUUUUGGUCUGUAAUCUCUUGGAGUGUUUUGGAAUAGGCGAGAACAAAAUGUACUAAGUUGAAAUAUACCAGCCCAAAUAAGCACCAAAAACUUACUGGCAUUUUAAAUUGCAAAAUGUUUUUAUGGCUGACAGUUAAAUGAUUUUUAAAAUUAUCUUCAAAACAACUUUGAUAUUUAAUUUAAAUUUAAUAUUUUAAAUGGAUUUCCAAAAUAUUAAAUGCAAACCUACAAUGUCAAAUUGAUACUUUGUGCAUCAAUUAAUGCAAGGUUUUGUUUAUGUAGAAAUAUGAAAUUAGUAGUGUACAUCACUUAACUUUUUCCUGUGAGAUACAUGAAUGGUUCAUUUGGGUUCAAAGAUUCACAAGGUAAGUAAAGUGCAUUACUCAGUGUAUUUUAAUGAUUUGCAUUGAAGUGCAGUGUUUAAUUCUGUGGAAUGCGUCUUUCAGAAAUGUAAACAUUGAGAAUAUAGUUUAUAAUGUAGGGAAAUAGUAAAUGACAAAUAAAGAUGUACAAUAAUGGA
Messenger RNA from Pristis pectinata (smalltooth sawfish), 3521 nucleotides. It is a transcript of the gene snx7, whose product is annotated as sorting nexin 7. The record is from RefSeq and is a predicted model, not a curated record. NCBI's taxonomy places the organism in Eukaryota, Metazoa, Chordata, Chondrichthyes, Rhinopristiformes, Pristidae. The coding region runs from base 16 to 1602 and encodes 528 amino acids. The transcript has 10 exons. Gene Ontology annotation, molecular function: phosphatidylinositol binding.